Molecule: messenger RNA, 1742 nt
Organism: Myzus persicae (green peach aphid)
Lineage: Eukaryota; Metazoa; Arthropoda; Insecta; Hemiptera; Aphididae
Exons: 1
Coding region: 824-1603 (259 amino acids)
Source: RefSeq, a predicted model, not a curated record
CGAUAUUUUAACCUUAUCGAUAUAUCGUUGACAUCCCUACCCACGACCCACGAGCUAUAGUACUGACGCUUUAACCCACUAGGCCGCAGACCUGAUAUACAUUUUUUAUGAUUCUUAAUGUAUAUAGCUGUAUGAUUAUUAUUGUACACAUCUCUAAGUAAUAACUGAUUGAAAUAUUUAUGUACCAAGGUCUUAUGUUACAUUUAAGAAUAAUAUACUUGUACAAUUACAUUCGUCUCGUGUGCCCCGACAGAGCCUUAAUAAUUGUUAACAAUAACAUUCUUCAACAAGGGUUGAGACUACACAUGUUACCACCUUUGUAUAUUUUAUACAGGAAUGAAACGUCUUGUGUGGGUCUGAUAAACCAUAACCAUUGUUAACGAUAACAUUCUUCAACAAGGGUUGAGACUGUAUACUCCCUUUGUAUAUUUUAAACCUUACAUUUCGUUAGCCAUAACGUUCUAUAGUGAGGCAUGUAUUGGACAUACCCUAUCUAUUGUUAACAUUCUUCAACAAGACUGAACAUGUAUACCCCUUUGUAUAUUUUUAAACCUUUUAUAUUAACCCACCUGCACCUUUUACGGCAGGUGUUGUUAUUCAAGCUGUUGUGAUUGAGGAAUUUACUUCCACCUAAUAAUGAUACCCCCACCGAAUAAUGACUCAGAUCGUCAGACGCUUGACCCUGCAAGAACGGACAUUUAUUCAGUGUGUUCAGAGUCUUAUGCUAUACUACACGUACAUUUUUAUUUCUUGUCAGUGUUUUUUCAAGUCUUAAUAAAUUUCCAGUGUUUAUUUUUAUAAGUUUUUAAUAUUUAUCCAUAGCAUGGCCGGUUCAAUCUCAGAUAAUAUUGAAGUAUACAAGAAAAAAUCAUUCGCAUAUGUACCUCAGGCUACACCUUCAGAUCUACUUGAAUCUAAGAGCAUUACAAUAGAUUUCGUGGCAAGAAAAUUUAUACACAUCGGUCUUGAUCCUACUUCAAAAGACUGUGAAGUCAUUAUACGUAUAAUAACUCCAUCCCGGUAUGUGCAUAUAACGUAUUAUACUUUAAAACGUAUAUUUUCACUGAUGGGAAAUAUCCUCUCAUUUAUAUUAAAUAUUCCGGAAAAAUAUAAACGAACAAUAUUUUACGAAACGGAGACCGAAAAAAUAUCAAGUAUGGUUUACGGGGGAGAAAAUGUUCUGGUAGUCGAGACUAAAAAUCAAGAAGGUUGCAGAGUACUUCUAAGUCGCUCAGAUCUUAUUUGUCUACAACAUUUGGAAGGAUCAAUUUUUGAAAUUAUUCACCGGACGACGUCAAAUAGCCAUAUAUUGUUUACAAAACAAGUGAGAGGGUAUGUAAAGUACUUGGAACAAAAGUUUACUCAGAUGCAUUCACCUCCGGUAAAUGAAGAAGAAAUUAUACUAUUCAUAAAGAAGAACACAGACUACCAGAUCGUACAAUCGGAGCCAGUCAUGACUCGGCAAAUUCAGUUAUUCGCUGCUGCGCAUGUAGCUGGUCGUUUGAUAGAACGAAAGGCUCGAAACGCUCCUUUGGUAAUUAUAAAAUAUAUUAUUAUUAUUAUUAUUAUAUUUAAAUAUACUAAUUACAAUUUUUAUUUUUAGUUAUUUGACGGAGAACACGCUAUGGACUCCCCGGUAUCUCCAAGUUAUUCACCAUUAUCUACUCAUCAUGCGGAAAAUAAUUUUGUAGAUAAGGUAAUUUAUUAAAUAUUUUUUAAAAUUAAAAACAAUAUUACUUUAA